UUGGCGGCACUUUAAACGUUUGUUUGCGGACCGCCAUGAAGAAGAAGAAAACAUCGCCAACAACACAACGUCAAUACCGGAAACACUACACGAACAAAGAGGACGAACAACACGAGACUCAGUCGUGUUGAUUGUGCUGUGGACAAACUACGCAAUUCUUCUCUCCUCCUGGAUCCCAAUGAUCCCAUUGUUGGACAGACCUUCACCUUGUCAUCAUCGACUAAUGGGACAAUGGAAGAAGAGAGCCAGGACUGUGUCAGAGUGUCUGACAGCUCAGCUGAGGCCAUGUAGGAGUUAAGCAUCACAGAGUGUAGAGUAGUGGACCAGAGCCUGUGUACUACUGAUCCUCCCAUGAGAUCUCCUGAUAACUUUGAACCAGGUGUCUAUGAUCCUGAGGGCAAGGGAGAAUAUCGGUUCCAGUGCCCCAGUGCAGGUCUGUUCCAGUGCAGUAUAACAGGCCUGGUGUUCAGGAUGGAGGGAGAAGGAGAGGUGCUCUAUAGGACAGUCCACUGGGACAGGAGGCUUCUAUCCCAGAGAAGCAAGAGGCCUGCAGGACCCCUGUUCAUGUUUAGAUGCCUUAAGGGGUCUGUCUGUCAACUACACCUUCCACACUGUGAGAUUCCUUCUGAGGGUGGAUGUGACUUCCUGUCUGUAGCCCAUGUGACUGAUGAUGACAGUAUGGAGUUUCUCCUUCCCCAUGAGGCAACAGAAUCUCACGUCAUAUUAAACAUCACUGGAUUCAGCAAAUAUGGCAUCACCAAGGAGCAGGAAGCUCCUGUCUCUCCUAUCCGUGCUCUGGUGCUACUAUUUUACAAACUCCCAGAUGAUAACAAUAGUUCCACCCUAAAUGUGUUGUUGCUGCCCAGAAAUGUUGACAUUGAUGAGGUGUGUAAGACCAGGAGGACAAGGAAUGGAGACAGAGAAAUCUACAUUGAAAUAAAUCCUAACUGUAGACUAACCCCGGACCAAGAAUACACCCUCUCCACCGAUCUAACAGAUGAACAUCACAUAGAUCCAAAGGAAGCAGAGUUUGUGGAUUAUGAUUCCUAUACAAACUACAUGCCGACAUUUCAGUUGCGUUUAAAAACUGUUGUUGAAGAAGUGGAUCUUCUUCUGGAAGAACAUGGCGGUCCUGAAAAUGAACGUGUAUGGGACUCAGAGAGAGUAGGAGUUACAAUAGAACUAGUUGUAAUUAGUAGUUGUAGUAAAUUAAAGUAUAUGGGACCGCCUUGUUUCACUACCAGCCUCACCAACAGAAGUGAAGUCUGCAGUCUCCGCAACAGAAGUUCCCUCUUCAGUUACACCACCAGGUGGCGCUACAUCAGGGACAACAAAGGUUCAUUUUCUGCUGUUGGACACUAUGGAAAAGCUGAGUCGAAGCGACCUGAAGAAAUUUCAGUGGUACCUGAUUAAGGGUGUGGAGGGCUUCUCUUCCAUCUCAGAGGGCCAGCUGGAGGAUGCUGACAGGCUGGUCACAGUGGAUAGGAUGGUACAGAACUACUGUGAUGAGGGAGCUGUGAAGAUCACACUGGAGAUCCUGAGGAAGAUGUACCAGAACAA
Messenger RNA from Oncorhynchus gorbuscha (pink salmon), 1560 nucleotides. Its product is annotated as NACHT, LRR and PYD domains-containing protein 1a-like. The record is from RefSeq and is a predicted model, not a curated record. Bases 352 to 1413 code for a protein of 353 amino acids. The transcript has 11 exons. Lineage: Eukaryota; Metazoa; Chordata; Actinopteri; Salmoniformes; Salmonidae.